AUGUCAUUAGAAUCACCUAAAAGUAUCGAGUCGAUACUAGAGCAGUAUACUCACGAGCUUAAGCAGUUGGAAAUACCAAGCGUGCUGACUUUUAGCGAAGUCCGGUCUCCAUAUAUAUCACAAUUGAAAUUAAAUCGAUUGAAAAAUGACUUGCCUAACCUAUUAAUUAACUUGAAUAAUUUUAAAAAUUUUAAGAAUUACGAUAGAUUAAGGAAUACUAUAGUGAGCUUGUCAAAUGAAAUUGAUGAAAAACUUUAUAUAACGAAGUAUCACUUAAAAAAAGAACGGAAAACUCAAUUGGUUGAGGUUAAAGAAGAACCCCAACAAUUACAAGAACCACUACUUAAUGAAGAAGAAGACUUGAAUGAGUUACGUCAAAGACUUAUUUCUGAUAACUCAUACUCCAAUUAUACCACUAAUGAUCAACAAAAUGACUACCACGAAUCUAUACAAGAUGAUUUAUAUAAAGAUUUAACUAGUUUAGCAUCGUCAUUGAAAAAUUCUGCUCUUAGCUUAUCGAAUAAAAUCAUUGAUGAUACUAAAGUGUUGUCGAAAACAUCAGAUAACUUAUACCAAAACGAAAGUUUGAUGAAGGUUGUUGGUGUAAACUUGAAUAAUUAUUUAUUGAAUAAAUCUUCUGGUAAAAUAAGCAUUUGGUUUUUAAUCAAAGUUAUGAUAUCAAUUUUCCUACUUUUCUUAAUAAUGAUUUUAUUAAUUAAGAUACUACCUAAAAUGUGA
Molecule: messenger RNA, 738 nt
Organism: Hyphopichia burtonii NRRL Y-1933
Lineage: Eukaryota; Fungi; Ascomycota; Pichiomycetes; Serinales; Debaryomycetaceae
Product: SNAP receptor
Exons: 1
Coding region: 1-738 (245 amino acids)
Biological process (GO): retrograde vesicle-mediated transport, Golgi to endoplasmic reticulum
Cellular component (GO): SNARE complex; endoplasmic reticulum
Molecular function (GO): SNAP receptor activity
Source: RefSeq, a predicted model, not a curated record